CGGAGAUGACGUCAGGCGCGCCGCGGAGCUAACAUGGUGUCCGUGACUCUCGCCACGUCAGAGUGGAUUCAGUUUUUCAAAGAUGCCGGGAUUCCAGCAGGACCAGCUGUCAACUAUGCUGUCAGCUUUGUGGAUAACAGGAUACAGAAGAACAUGCUGAUGGACCUCACCAAAGACAUCAUGAACGAACUGGGCAUCACAGCUGUCGGGGAUAUUAUUGCCAUUCUAAAACAUGCCAAAGUGGUUUACAAGCAGGAACUUGCUAAGAUGGCUACAGAGUCAAUAAACCCCUCUCCUGGAAACGUACAGUUCGAAUUAAAAAGAACAACAGGCUCACCUGCCUCUCGGAUGAUUACCAACAGCCUGAGCAGAGAAUCCCCACCUUCAACUCCGCUUCGGAGGCCCGAAACAACCACUUCCAAAAUAUCCGUCACUGUGGCCAACAAGCUUGCCACAAAGAAAGCAGUUCUUUCCAGACCAGCUGACCCCGGCCCGGACAAUUCCGUAAAGCGACGGCGAGUGACUGCGGAAAUGGAAGGUAAAUACAUAAUCAAUAUGCCAAAAGGGACAACAGCAAAAACUAAGAAAAUCCUGGAACAACAAGCCACGAAAGGUUUGCCAAGGACGUCGGUCUUUGAUAGGCUUGGUGCUGAGACAAAGGCAGACACCACUACUGGGAGUAAGCCGACGGGAGUGUUCAGCCGCCUGGGCGAAGUUGUCAGUCAGAAGGAGAGCAGCGAUGAUGACGAGGCCGGUUCUGUGCUUCAGUACGUGGGGGUCUUGAAGAGGGCUCCGACCGCGUCCGCACAGGAGAGCCCCGCGCUUCCGCUCAUAACCAAGGAGAGAGCCAAAGCCUGCGCCACCACGAUCAGACGGCUGGCAGUCCCGAAAACUGGCAGUAGGACUGUGCCUGGCAAGGGUGUACAAACCACAGGUGUGGUCCCCACCACCCGCCUGCAGUCGGCGAGCCAGGCCAAGGUCAGCAUCAGGCAGAGGCUGGGGAAGCCCGCCUCCAUCGAGGCCGACACACAGGACAACAAAGUCAGCAGUACGAAAAGCCGCGGCAGCCCCGAGUUCACUGUGACCAUCAAGAACAUGGCACGGACUGCGGCCGGUACCAAAGUGACCAGCAGUACAGAGGGUCGCCUGGCUCAGAUGGACUCCACGGCCGCCGUCAGCGUGUUCGAACGGCUGGGCAAGAAACUGAAGUAACAAAAGAGAUACAGCUCAGUAGAAGGUUCUUCUGGCCCAAUGAGUCCAUGUCACCCAAUUACACCCUUGUCACCAAUUCACCUCCUUGGAAUGUGGGAGGAAACUGGAGCAGCCGUAGGGCACCCACACACUCACAGGGAAUGCACAAACUCCUGAUGGGCAGCAUUGGAAACUGAACGUGGGUAAUGCCUGAACUCCUCUGUCGUUGGAGAUUACUUGUCAGUGUGCUGUCUGUAGUGGAAGGUGAAUCUCAAGUUUAUAUACAGUACACUGUACAUGCUUUGAUAACACUGGACAACAAAGUUUUUUCGGAAGCGUUGCUUCCUCAGAAUUUUUUUUAAAUGAUAGACUACUUAAAGCUAAAACACAAAUAUAAUUUCAGACUACUUGUAUCAUGUAAGAUUUUGGAGAAACAAUAAAUUAACUUUUAUUGAAUAUAAAGUGUUUAAUUGCAUAACAGUGGUGACGCUUCGCAAUAGUUCAACUAAGCUAGAGAUGUUUUGCUGAUGAUUUUCAUUUGUACUCAGUGCCUGAGGCUUCUCGCUCAAGUGUCCAACAAUAAUCAGCCAGUAUUGAUGGAUUCCAGUUUCUCUGAUACCGUUUCUCCAUGACCACAGUGUCCUGGUGAAACCUUUCACCGUGCUCGUCACUAACAGCACCAAGAUUUGCAGGGAAGAAGUCCAAAUGGGAAUGCAGAAAAUGAAUCGUUAGUGACAUGUUGCACUUCAUGGUUUUGUGUGUUUGAAGCAUGUUGUCAACCAGCUGCAUGUAGUUUGAUGCUCUGUAGUUGCCAAGAAAACUUACAACAAAAUCCUUAAAUGCCUUCUGUGCGAUUUUCUCUGGUCCCACUAGAAAUUCUUCAAAAUGCCUGUCAUUGAUGACCUGUUUGAUUUAUGAACUAACAAAAACGCCUCCUUAAUCUUGACAUCAGUUAUUUUGACUUGAAUUAUUAAUUGAAAUAACAGAUAUGGGUGAUUUUUUAAAAAAUUGUGCCUGAUGUGGAAAUUUCAUGAUGAGUUUCUUGAUCAGAAGCCCAAAACUUCUUAAGGUACACCAUAAAGUGUGAGGGGUGAUUGAUAAGUUUGUGGCCUAAGGUAGAAGGAGUCAGUUUUACAAAACCUAGCACAUUUAUUUUUCAACG
Molecule: messenger RNA, 2353 nt
Organism: Hypanus sabinus (Atlantic stingray)
Lineage: Eukaryota; Metazoa; Chordata; Chondrichthyes; Myliobatiformes; Dasyatidae
Gene: c11h19orf47
Product: chromosome 11 C19orf47 homolog
Exons: 9
Coding region: 34-1212 (392 amino acids)
Cellular component (GO): nucleus
Source: RefSeq, a predicted model, not a curated record